GCGAAAGUUCGUCGGAUUUUCAGCCGGCCGAUUCUCUUUUGUUAAUAUUUACGAAGCCAUCGUGAUCCUACGCUUUCUGUUUCUCCAGGGAAAAUUCGAGCUCUCCAGAGUCGUGCGACGAGCGGAUCUGCUCGGCGACUUCGCGGGGAGAGAUGACUUCCGCUCGCACAUGUUACUGCAAACAAGAGGGGUGUGCGCUUCGCGAGGAAGAUAACGAUAUCGGAACGCGUAGCGAGAAUCGUCGCUCUGCAACCGUCGCGUCUAGGAAAUUGAUAGUGAAGAGCGGGGACAGCGGAGGAUUUUCCGGAAGAGCGAGGAGCGUCGUUGACGAAAGAAAAUCUGACACGGGCGGAUCGAUCGAAGCGCGAGUUCGCGAUCCGGUCUUGAGUCCUGAGACGUCAACAGCGCUCGAGAAUGCCGAGAGGAUCAUCAACGACGCGAAGAUACAACUCGCGGAGGUCCGCGCGGCCUCCGGCCUCGAUUCUGCGCGACGAGACAUAGACACCUGCGUGGAUGACCCGCCGUUGGACGACGAGGCCGAGGAGCUGCUGUACAUCCGCGAGCUCGUCGCCUCGAAGUUUCAAGAGACGAGCUACCCCCGGAGAGCCGAAGCGUGCGCCGAGGAGAACGCGCGAAGAGUCAGCGCACGGAGAGUCGAUUUGUCGGCGCCUAAAUUUCGGACGUCGCAGCGACGACGCGCCGCCCCUCUCGAGUGGCGGGCACGAGGACGUGCACCGUCGAACGAGGAGGCGACGCCGUGCGACAGCUCGACGACGUACGGCGUGUGCAGAAUCCAGAUAGGACCGUCGGUGCACGUGAGCGGGGAGCUCGCGAGACAGGACCUGGAGAAUGUGCGUGUAUCGCCGUCGCCGGCUCGCCAACGCGCGAACACGGCCACCUACAUCCUGCGUCACGAAGACCUUGCUGAGGAAAGUCGCGUGAACGAGCCGGCGAUGAGGCCGCGACGGCGCGCGAGAUUAUCUCCGAGCGGGAAACUCGAGGGACCGAUCGUGGCGGUCGAGAACGAGGAUUCCGGGCACGAAAACAGACAGACCGAGCCAACCACGUGGCAGGUUCAAGAAGGGGUCGAUUUGCGAGAUGCCGAAGACGCGCCUGAACGUCCGAGCGCAACGGACGAAGGGGAAAGAUCGGACGAUCAAUCCGAGAUUCACUUAGGCAAUCGCGUGAAGAGUCGUCGCAGCGGAAUAUUCAACAAGAAGAGCGGCGUCGACAUUCCGGGUCGAUACGAGGAGCAGGUCGCUGAUAAGAUCCGAGGCGAUCGAUCAAAGCCGCCUCCGCCCGGCGACGUUUCAAGGCGAGCGAGUUUUCCCCGGCGUGGAAAUAUCGCCGGGUCGCCGGGUCGAACGACGCUGAAACAAUAUCGGACGAUUGAUCGGUGUCUCUCGAACACGUUCGCCGUGGAGGCGACACGUCGUUCGCGUUUAUCUUCGGACGACUUUCCAGCGAAGGACGACGCGAGCGAGCUGUACCGACCGCGCUUCGACCAGCUGGACUCGAUCUUGCUGUCCAACGACAAGAAGAUCGAGCGCCUCGUUCGCGCCGCUCAGAGCUUCGCGGAGUCCUUGUCGAAGCCCGAGUUCGCCAAGUACAAAUUCGAGGAGGGGAAACGGGAACCGUCGACCGUCGACUCUUCUUCAGGCGACCGCGAGGAGCCGCUCGCGUCGAGCAAGCCGAGUCCCUCCGUCGAGAACACUACCUCGAAGAGUCCAAGUCGGAGCGUCUCGCGAGAGACCUCCACGACGAAAUCACCGGGUCUCUCGGGGGGAAACGUUCGUCGUCGCGAGGAUCGUUCGAAGAACUCCGCGGAAUCUACGGAGGGACCUGCGUCGAGGUCGAAAUCACGCUCGUCCUCGGAGUCGUCGACGAACAAGUCGGAGGACGUCUCGACGUUCUCCAAUCUGUUGUCCAGCACGCGCACCGACGCGCAGAUCGCUCAAGCGAAACGUAGCGCGUCCGCGGACUCGAAGUCGCGUGUGACGAGUCGCAAUGUCGACGACGUCUUCGCGCGGAUUCUCCGGGAUGAGAGCACGGACCGGUUCGUCGCGUACAUCCUGCAGGAGGAGAAGCGCAGCGUCGAGGAGGGGAGAGUCGCGAAAGUCUUGGACGAGUCCGUGAUCGCGACGGUGGAGAAGCUCCUGGUUCGCAUGCGGGAGGCCGAGGACGACCGAGCGACGCGUCGCACGGAGACCUUGGACGUCCCGAUGGACAUCCCGGUCGACGCUAAGAACCGGACCGACGACGACCAAGUCGAUUCUCGGAGCGUGUCGCCGCGCCCGCUCGGGGACGCGCGGCAAACGCCGACCUUGAGCGAGAACGAACGGCCGAUCGAGACGGGCCACGUGCACUCGUCUGAUCCUCUUCCUGAGCGCGCGGAAACGCGAGGAAGCGUCCGCUCCGCAACCCACAUUGUUCCGAGUUGCCGAGACAACAGCGAGAGCAAGAGAGAGGGCUCAGAAGGUGACUCGUUGAAGAGGGUCUCCGACAUUCUCAGCGACGAGGUCGGCAGUCCUAAAGAGAAUUCUCGGCUUUCGUCCGCGAAGACCGUGGCCGUAGGAUCGCAUGAGAGGGAAGUCGGCGGUCCUGCGACGUUCCUAGAUGGAAAGAGCGACGUAAACGAGUCGGCAGAGGUGCAGGAUGAUCAGCAUACAAACGGUAGUGUCCCGCGAGCGACGAGCACGGGUCGAGCGGACGACGCGCUUUUAGGUGUUCCGGAUGGCACACUCGUCCUUGCAAAGGAAGCAGGAGAGGAGGAGAAGGAGAUUUCAGCCGACAACGUUUCCUUGAAGAAGGUAUCGGUCCCGGGGGACCAACGAGCGCGAUCGGGACUCGAGGACGUCGUACGAUCGUUGAUUGAGGAGAGCAUCGAGUCUUCGCGGCUACCGGCCGGAAAGGACACUCGUGAUCCUCGAGCGGAUCCCGCGGCUGACGGGAAGAUCAGCCCCGUGAAUUCAUGCUCGGCCGAUUCUCUGCGAGACUGCGCCUCCUUGCGCUCGUUGUCGAGCGCGCAGAGCGACGAGUCGCCCUUGAAGGGGGCCCGCUCGCGUGCUGAGAGAAUUUCCUUCGGCGUCGCGCCCGAGGAUAAUUCGACGAAGUCGCAUAACGAGGGCGUUCCCGGCGAGCCGGCGACGAAAAGUCGCGGGAACGGAAACGAGGAGUCGGCGCUUCCGAAGAGCGAGCCGCUUCGCCCGGCCGUCUUGAAGAGCUUGUCCAGCGUCGACGAUGGCGAAUCCAACAAUGGCGCAUUUAACAACGAUACGAAGAGAUUUGGGACCUCGUCCGAGAUGUCUCAUUCCGAGGGUGAACUGUACAUGCCGAGUUCGUGUUCCUAUUCUCUCGGGGAGGUGAGAAUCUUGGAAAAGAGCGAUUUGAACGCGAACAGCACGAUCGAACGCGAAAGCAGUGUGACGAUCCUCGUUACCAGGAGCAUGUUAACGUCUUUAAACGAUUCCUCGACUCCGCUGGGAACUUCCGGGCGUAUUUGAUGAUUCGCAAGAUUGUACUUCUCGAUGCGUCAAAAUACAUAAUUUAUAAUCACACCCUAAUUUUAGCAUAUUUUAAUUUUAACGAUUUCAAUUUAUAAUCGUCGUAAUGAAAACAACCGCGUCAUCGAGGAGAGAUUUUCUUAACAAUUCGCACGGAAAAAUAAUUAAUAUCAAUUCAAGAUUUAUAUUCUCGUAUAUAAGCAAGAAUCUUAUCAAUCUAAUUUUAUAUGAAGAUGAAAACUUGUUUACACGAAGGAAUUCUAUAGUUUCAUUAAAAGUAUUAUAUUUUUGUAAAAUUAAAGAAUCUUUUUCACGGAUUAAGAGGAUAAAAAGUAUUGAAUAGAAAGAACGAUAUUUUCAAACUAAGAAUUGUAUCAGUUUAAAGAUAUCGUUCUUUCUAUCCAAUAUUUUUCCUUUCAAUUCAUUCUUCAAAAUUAUUCUUCAAUAACAAGAAUAUGAUAGCAUUUUCAAUGAAUCUAUACAGAAUUUCCUUGUGCGUAAACAAGUUUUAUCUUCGUAAAAGAUUAUAUAUUCUUGCUUAUACACGAGAAUGUAUGAUAAUAUGUAUCUCGAAUUGAGACAAUAAUUUUUCUUCUGUGUACAUGCGCGUGACAUUUUUUACAAAUGCACAAUUUUCUUAUUACUGUUAUAAAGAGAGGUUGAGUCAUAAGCGACGUCGUUGUUUCGUAUCGAUUAACAAUUAAUCGUAGCGAUACACAACAAUCAAUCAAUCCAAAAUGUAUACGUAUGAUUAAAUAUAUUUAUACAUCACGUAUGGCACAUUAUGUAUGUGCACAUACA
Molecule: messenger RNA, 4304 nt
Organism: Dinoponera quadriceps
Lineage: Eukaryota; Metazoa; Arthropoda; Insecta; Hymenoptera; Formicidae
Exons: 7
Coding region: 153-3503 (1116 amino acids)
Source: RefSeq, a predicted model, not a curated record